Molecule: messenger RNA, 4566 nt
Organism: Physcomitrium patens
Lineage: Eukaryota; Viridiplantae; Streptophyta; Bryopsida; Funariales; Funariaceae
Product: alpha,alpha-trehalose-phosphate synthase [UDP-forming] 5
Biological process (GO): trehalose biosynthetic process
Cellular component (GO): cytosol
Molecular function (GO): trehalose-phosphatase activity
Source: RefSeq, a predicted model, not a curated record
UCGCGCGCUGUCUGUCUCUUCCGGUUCCUUCGUAUUCCUUCCCGAUUCCUAUUCCUUCCUAUUUUCCUAUUUUUCCUUCCUAUUUUCCCUGCCUGCUGCUGCUAUUCUCUUCUGUCUGUCUGUCUGUGUGUCCCAUGGGGGUUGUUGUCUCUUGACACACCAGCACUCGUAGUAGCAGUCUAUCUUCUUCUUCUUCUUCACAGCUCUCCCUCCCCACCCUCACACCCCACCCCUUCCCUCGUGCCUCGUUCAACGUCUGCCCUCGUCUGCCCAGCUCUGCCCCUGCCUCUUUCCGCUCCCCUCCCCGUUCUCUGUCAACUUGCUGGCCUGUGUCCUCCCUCCCUCGUGUCUCCAUUCUUCUUCUUCAUCUUCUUCUACUACUCGCUGUCUCUUUCUGUCUCUCUCCUUCAUUACGACAUUUUCGAGGGAGUUCCGCUCACCCCCCUGGGGUGUUUACUAGCGCAUCUCGCUCUAACAUUCAUUCCAAUUCGCUGCAACGCGCUUCUCGCGAUCAAAGCUUUGAAGCCAACCGGACUUCCUUGGCUGGUUGCCGCAUGGUUGUUGUGCAGUCGUCUUCGUGGGUACCUCUGUUGUCGACGAUAGUUUUUUUUUUUUUUUUUUUUUUUUUUUUUCCCCUCUAAUUUUUCUUUAAUUUUUUUCUCUCGGUUCUUUUAGCGCUUGUUGCUCGCUUUCCUCCCUGCCGCUGGUGAGGUUCCUCUAGGGUUUUCCAUUUCCAAGGCCUCGUUUCUGCCGAUCUGGCUUUUCUUAGUGAAAAAAUUCAGUUCCGCCACCGCUGUGUCACAUUUGGGGAAGUUGUUUGAAGUCUCCUGAUUUAGGUUUUAGGGACAGAUCCCUCCUGUUCAGUGGAUUAGAGAAUCUGGCCCCCUUCUUGUGCGCUGCGGUUAUAGUGAAACAGGAGGAUUGGCUGCUCAAGUACCUCAUGGAGGGAGACGGGGUGCGUAGACCGCGUGUGCAAGUGGGUGAAAUCUCGUGUUGGCGUUGUAGCUAGUAGUUGACAUACGCUACCCAACUUUUGUAGGUUUUUACCUGAAUCGUCUUGGAUGAAGCGCAACGUACUUUCGUGUUCCCAGCUGUGUUGACGUGGACGGUGGUGCAAGUCGUGGAAUUAUCAAUCCUACGCCGUCCUUGUGUGCUAUACGUGUGUAGAGUGUGAUGAAGCGUCGGUGAAUUAGACAACGUAUUGGAAGUAUAACGAUGGUUUCAAGGUCGUAUAGUAAUCUUCUGGAUCUGAAUGAGGAUUCCACAAUAUCCAGUGAUUCUUCCUUGGGCCUCACUCGAUCGAGUGGUGGCCGCUCGUCGCGUGCGGCCAUCACUGGUGGGCCGUCCGGCGGAACCAAUCAUGAUGACGACAGGCCUGUCGGGCACCGCGAUGGGAUCUUCAACACUGAGUCAUUCGGAAUGUCGGACGAGAAUCGCAUGCUUGUUGUGGCGCACAUGUUGCCGCUGAACGCUCAUCCUCAUCCGAGUGGAAACAGCUACAUAUUCGAGUGGGACAAAGACUCGCUGCUUUGGCAGCUUAAAGAUGGAUUACCGGCUGGAAUGGAGGUUGUCUACGUAGGAUGUUUGAAGGUGGAAAUCGAUGGACCCGAUCAGGAUGAGGUUGCUGCCACCCUUCUUGAGAAUUUUAAUUGCGUACCAGCUUUUCUUCCCGAAGAACUGAAAUCCAAGUUUUAUCACGGGUUUUGUAAGCAGACGUUGUGGCCCCUAUUCCAUUAUCUUCUACCCCUUAGUCCUGAGCAUGGAGGUCGAUUCAAUCGCAUGUGGUGGCAAGCAUAUGUAUCCGUCAACAAGAUUUUUGCUGACAAGGUGAUGGAGGUCAUUAGUCCUGACGAUGACUAUGUGUGGGUGCAUGAUUACCACCUUAUGGCUUUGCCUACCUUUUUACGUAAGCGAUUCAACAAAGUGAAGCUUGGGUUCUUUUUGCACAGCCCGUUCCCUUCAUCCGAGAUUUAUCGGACUCUGCCGGUGCGGGAUGAGAUACUGAGGGCUCUAUUGAAUGCUGACUUGAUAGGGUUUCAUACAUUCGAUUAUGCGAGGCACUUUUUAUCCUGUUGUAGUCGUAUGCUGGGCCUGGAGUUCGUGUCCAAGAGGGGCAGUAUUGGAGUAGAGUAUUAUGGCCGCUCAGUGGGUAUUAAGAUCAUGCCCGUGGGCAUCCACAUGGGCCAGUUCGAUGCGAGCCUGAAACUUGCCGAUACGAAGUGGCGCAUUGGGGAGAUCCAGGAGAAAUAUAAGGGCAGGAUUGUGCUUCUCGGUGUGGACGAUAUGGACAUAUUCAAAGGCAUUGGGUUGAAGUUCUUGGCUAUGGAAGAGCUCCUCAGGGUACAUCCACAGUGGAGAGGACAGGUUGUCAUGGUGCAGAUUGCUAAUCCUGCGAGGGGCAAAGGCAAGGAUAUCGAAGAGGCCAAGAAUGAAGCUCAUGCAAUUGCUGAUAGAGUCAACGAAGAGUAUGGGUUUGAGAACUAUCAGCCGAUUGUCUUGGUGGAGACUCAUGUGCCACUUUUUGAGCGGAUUGCAUAUUACACAAUCGCAGAGUGCUGCAUUGUGACUGCAGUGCGUGAUGGUCUGAAUCUCAUUCCGUAUGAGUAUAUAGUGUGUAGGGAAGGCUCUCCUCGGCUGGCGGGAUCGGAAAAUCAUCUUAACGACUCUUCGGCUAAGAAAAGCAUGUUAAUAGUGUCCGAGUUUAUUGGAUGCUCACCAUCUUUGAGUGGUGCAAUUCGGGUGAAUCCAUGGAACAUUGAGAUGGUUGCUGAGGCUAUGAAUGUUGCGAUCACGACGAAAGAUCAAGAGAAGCACCUGCGGCAUGAGAAGCACUACAGAUACGUGAGCACACACGACGUUGCAUAUUGGGCGAAAACCUAUAUCUCGGAUUUGCAGAGAACUUGCAAUGACAACUUUAAACGUCGGUGCUAUGGAAUAGGUUUUGGGCUAAGUUUCCGGGUUGUAGCCCUGGAUCCUAGCUUCAAGAAGCUGCGCACUGAGCUCAUUGUUUCCGCAUACAAGAGGAGUGUCCGCAGAGCCUUACUUUUGGACUAUGAUGGUACAGUGAUGCCUACAUCACACAAAGAAAGCCCCAGCCCUGAAGUUUUGGAUCUUUUGAAUACACUUUGCAGCGACCCUAAUAAUGUGGUGUUCAUCGUUAGUGGUCGUCAACGGUCGAAGCUUGCGGAAUGGUUCAGUUCCUGUGAGAAACUAGGUCUUGCUGCUGAACAUGGAUACUUCUACAGGUGGAGUCGGGAUUCCGACUGGGCUACUUGCAGAUUGCACAGUGUCUCAGAGUGGGACCGGUUGAAUCUCGUAGAGCGUGAAGUGCCGAUCAUGAGCUUCGAUUGGAAACUGGUUGUAAAGCCAGUCAUGCAACUUUAUACGGAGUCAACAGAUGGAUCUUACAUUGAGGACAAAGAAAGUGCAUUAGUGUGGAAUCAUCGAUUUGCAGACUCUGACUUCGGAGCUUGGCAAGCCAAAGAGUUGCAAGAUCAUCUAGAAAGUGUAUUGGCGAAUGAACCAGUCACGGUAAAGAGUGGUGCGCACAUUGUGGAGGUUACACCACAGGGCGUGAGUAAGGGCGUUGUAGUGGAGAAGUUGCUCUAUAUGAUGGAGAAGGAACAUGGAUCCUUGCCAGAUAUGGUGCUUUGUGUUGGUGAUGAUCGGUCAGACGAGGACAUGUUUGAGAGUAUCGAGUCUCUCAUGGAUCAUGCUCCUUCUGCUGAGGUAUUCGCAUGCACUGUGGGUCAAAAACCCAGUAAAGCCAAGUACUAUUUAGAUGAUGUAGUGGAGGUGAUCAAGAUGCUACAGGGGUUGGCAAAUGCCUCAAGUAGGCCUUCUGCUUCGUCGCUUCCUCAGCUUUCCGAUUUCUCAUCCCUUCAUAUUUAGGUGGCUCUGUAGAAGCUGAUAAGAGUAGGUAUUAGAUUUAAACAAGAAAACAUCCUCUUUAUAGAUAUCAUGCAGUUAUAUGCUUCAGUAGGUGGGAGCAGGAAUGUAGCUGGUGCAGCGACAGCGGUGAGUGCAAGCUUAUUAAAAAAUGGCUGCUAAACGCUGCUAUCAGUGCUGGAAACCAGGCCGUUGCUCAAGGAUAUGAUUGAUUGCAAAUAGACAGAUCGACCGAGUGAUUCUUCGCACGAGAAGAAUGACGUCGGUUUUCUACAUUCAUUGCCUUGUCUUAGGAUGGUUAAGGAUUCUGUUUCAGUGUUGGCUUUGUUACUCCGUCACCCCAACAAUCUGUGCAGAGGCUUCUUUCAGAAGAUUUUGGAAAUAUUGUUUGUUGCAAGUAGGUUUUUUUUUGUUCAUAAACGCUUAGUCUCUGCUUUUAUUUCAGCAUGAUCAACAAAGUAGAUGAAAUUUUUCGAUGCUAUACACUCCAUUUCCUCAGCAAAUCGGCUGUCUGUUCUGCAAAUGCGGAGUUUUUACACCCAGCUGUAUAUGGCGGCUCAUUAUUGGAGUAAACAGUGCGCUAAUAGUUUGAAACUUUGAAGGAAGAUGGUAUCCUGGAAUGCUCUUUUGGGUUAUGUAUAUUGGUAUCGUCUUUUAUGCGAUGAUUGUUCCGUUUUA